UGAGCAGUUGUCAUGUCAAUUCGUCGCUGUCAAAAAGUUGUGUGUUGUGUUUUUGUGAAAAGAUUUAUUUUAAUUUUUAAGUUUAAAUUAAAUUGCGAUGAAAACAGAUUGUAAAUAAAAUUAUACAGAAUGUUCAAUAUAAAGAAUUACGGGAGCAGUUCAGAAGACGAUUCAGAGAAUGAAGGUACUAACACGGAAAAUAGCAAUGAGACUAUGCUAACACAUUUGAAGCCCGUUGAUUCCAGUUUAUCCCUCGCUAAAAAAAUGGAAAUAUGUUCUGCACCUUUAGUAACACCUACUAACAAUGAAGAUGAAAGAGUACUAGUAAACAAUAACCAAGAACUCAUGCACAAUCCUAAAUAUGAAGAGCUAUUUGCACCUACCUAUGGCCCAGAAAAUCCAUUCCAAACACAACAAAUGAAAGCAACAAGAAACAUGCUCUCUGGUUAUGUUGAGAGGGCACACAUAAGUGAAUUUCAGUUUGAGAACCAGAGAAGGACAUUUACCAGCUAUGGGUUUGCUAUAGAUCCAUCUACAGAACCUACCACUGAUGAAAAGGGGGAUGCUAUUGUUGUAUCGGCAAUGAUAGCACCACCAGUUGAAACAGAAGGCAAGACUGUGUUUGAAACAAUUAAGAAGAGACCUCUGGACAAGAAGAAAAGGAACAAAAAUGACAAGCCUGAGGAUGUGACUGGUUUUCUUGGACCUUGGGGUGGUUAUGAGGGUGAAAGAAGAGUUAUGAAACCAGAGGGCGAUGAAGCGAAAGAGUUAGAGGAGAUACUUGCGAAGCGACAGAAGAAAGGCAAAGUUGACGAUGACAAACCAUUGGAAGAGAAGUGUAUAUUACACAUUGACAAAGCCACUGACUACUUGGGUAGGUCGUGGAUCGAGGCUCCCAGAAGUGAAACACAAUUACGCAGUGACACUCCACCAGACAAAUGUUUCCUGCCCAAGGCACACAUCUUCACGUGGAAGGGCCACACGAAGGGCGUGGCCGCGGUACGCUGGUACCCCAACACCGCACACCUCAUGCUCUCCGCUGGUAUGGACUGUAGGGUUAAGAUAUGGGAAGUGUACGGUGAUCGUCGCUGCGUACGGACCUACUUCGGCCAUCGGCAGGCAGUCCGAGAUGUCAACUUCAAUAACUCCGGCAAGAAAUUCCUAUCAGCGGCGUACGACCGCUACAUCAAGCUGUGGGACACGGAGACCGGCGAUUGCAUAUCGCGGUUCACAUCGCGCAAGGUGCCCUACUGCGCCAAGUUCCACCCGGACGAAGACAAACAGCACCUAUUCGUGGCCGGCACCUCCGACAAGAAGAUCAUAUGCUGGGACACCCGCAGCGGGGAGAUAGUGCAGGAGUACGACCGCCACCUCGGCGCCGUCAACACCAUCACCUUCGUCGACGACAACCGCCGCUUCGUCUCCACCUCCGACGACAAGAGCUUGAGGGUUUGGGAGUGGGACAUCCCGGUGGAUAUGAAGUACAUAGCCGAUCCGUCGAUGCACUCCCUGCCAGCCGUGACCAACGCGCCCAACGGCAAGUGGCUGGCGUGCCAGUCCAUGGACAACAAGGUGGUGGUGUUCAGCGCCCUCAACCGGUUCAAGCUCAACCGGAAGAAGACCUUCGUGGGGCACAUGGUCGCCGGGUACGCCUGCUCCGUGGACUUCUCACCGGAUAUGAGCUACCUGGUGUCCGGUGACGCAGAUGGCAAAUGCUACAUAUGGGACUGGAAGACCACGAAACUUUAUAAGAAAUGGAAGGCGCACGACGGCGUCUGCAUCACCUCUUUGUGGCAUCCACACGAGCCGAGUAGACUGCUCACCGCGGGCUGGGACGGUGUUAUUAAGUACUGGGAUUAAAGAGAAAUAAGCUGUGAUGGCGCGUCGAUCAUUACUAAUCCUUGUGGUUUAGUCCUUAUAUAGAAGUGCGUUUCAACCGAUCAUCGGGCUAAUUCUGUAUGUCAGUUGACACAAGCUGGUGGCUAGCACUGCGGAAAGUUGCCACCAAAUAACCUGUUAAAUCUAUGCUUUUCAUUCUGAAAUCUAAGUUCCCAACUGAGUUCAUUUCAACUCGCGGAUACAAUUACGUUAUGUUUAAUAGUGGGCGUUAUUUGAUGGCAAAUUUUCAGUGACAAGGCUAGAUUUGAUGUCAACUUAGAUAUAUAAUAGCCCUGCAGAUCGGUUGAAACGCUACUUACUACCAUCGCUUAAAGCAGUAUUAUUUAAAAAAAUUGACGUUUCGUUGCAGUCAAGGUAUGUUAAAUAAACUGCCAUUUUAGGCGAUUUUUUUUAAUCGAUGGUUGUAAGUGUAAAGCAGAGGUGGGCACUUCGAGCCACUUGUAUUUUAUUAAGUCAAUAAACAAUCUGAAUGUCAGUUGUUAACAGAUCUCUAUAGUUCUAAAUCUAAAUAGUGCUGUCUUUUAUACGUUUUAAGGGUUAUUUGGGGAUUUGAUAAAUAUGAAGUUUUACAAUCCUUACAAAAUUUAAGAUUUACACAAGUGCCUUUGUUUUCUGGAACAAAUUCAAUAACCCAAACGAACCCGCUAAAGUGUGCAAAUUUACGCCCCUCUUUCGACCAAUCACAAGUCUCGCUCAAACCAGUGCCUUGCAAUUGGUCGUAAAUUUGCAAGCCACUGCGGAUGCUGGUUAGACGCGCUAGUUUGGCCUUGGCAUAGCUUUUAUGAAUGUCUUUGAUAUUCCUACACGUCUCAGCUUCGCUUCAGUGAUAACUGAUAACGCAUCUAACACUGAACUUUGACAUUUCCAAUGUUCAAACUUUAUUUUUUAGGUAAUUAUUUAAUAAAUAAUAACAGAACAAGUGUAAAUAAAAUAUUAUUUACUUAAUAUUCAUUGGAAGAAAACAACAUUAGUAAAGCUGUGGACUAAGAUCUUAUAAGCCUAUUUGAUGAUAUAAUGAAUGAGGGAAUUUUGGGACUAAAACAUAACAAACAAAAGUUCAAGGCUUUUGUUGCAUGUAAACAUAUGAGGCAAAUAAAUGAUACCAACGCCAAA
Messenger RNA from Pararge aegeria (speckled wood butterfly), 3012 nucleotides. Its product is annotated as pre-mRNA-processing factor 17. Gene Ontology annotation, molecular function: mRNA binding; protein binding. The record is from RefSeq and is a predicted model, not a curated record. Gene Ontology annotation, cellular component: catalytic step 2 spliceosome. Lineage: Eukaryota; Metazoa; Arthropoda; Insecta; Lepidoptera; Nymphalidae. Gene Ontology annotation, biological process: mRNA splicing, via spliceosome. The transcript has 11 exons. Bases 130 to 1860 code for a protein of 576 amino acids.